Zophobas morio is the source of this 721-nucleotide messenger RNA. RefSeq lists its product as uncharacterized. Bases 113 to 520 code for a protein of 135 amino acids. Gene Ontology annotation, biological process: sleep; regulation of synaptic transmission, cholinergic; positive regulation of voltage-gated potassium channel activity. The record is from RefSeq and is a predicted model, not a curated record. The transcript is spliced from 2 exons. NCBI's taxonomy places the organism in Eukaryota, Metazoa, Arthropoda, Insecta, Coleoptera, Tenebrionidae.
UGCAGGUGCUGCUGCCGAAACGUCGAGUGACUGGACAAAGCGCGUAUUUGCUUAAUUUUGCGUUAUCUUGCUUGUUAAGGCGAAUUGCUACCGUUUUAUAGGUGCUAGUGCGAUGGGUCCCGUGGACGUCUGCUGCGUCGUGCUGCUGCUUGCUGCCCCAGUUUUCGCCAUCAACUGCUUCCAGUGCUCCUCUUACAAGAACCCCGAAUGCGCCGACAUCGAAGUGAACGACACCAAAAGCCCCUUCUUGCACAAAUGCGAAGAGCGCAACGGCCAGAGGAUGUUCUGCAGGAAAAUAGUCCAGAAGGUCCUCGACGACCCCACUUUUCACCGGAUCACCAGAACCUGCGGCUGGUACGCCUACAAGAGCAACAGCAGCUUCUGCCAGGUCACGGACACGGAUUUUAAGCUGGAAACGACGUGCCAGUGCUUUACGGACGCCUGCAACACGGGCAGUGCGGUGACGGCGCCGGUGGCGGCGACGCUCACGGCGGUGUUUGUAGGGCUGUUGAUGCGUUAGCGUAGAUUCAAUUUUAGUGCAAGGACGUUAAAUAAGAAUUUUCGAUUGUUUAUUGUUUUAGUUGUGUAUUUAUUUUUAGUGUUGUUGUUGAGUUUUUGAGGUACUACAUAUCGGUGUUUUACGGAUAUGUGGUUGUUAGGUUGAUUUUUGUUGAUUUUUGUUGUUGGAGAUUUUUGGAUGAAUAAAAACGUAAAAAGAAAA